Cynara cardunculus var. scolymus (artichoke) is the source of this 789-nucleotide messenger RNA. RefSeq lists its product as uncharacterized. The coding region runs from base 1 to 789 and encodes 262 amino acids. NCBI's taxonomy places the organism in Eukaryota, Viridiplantae, Streptophyta, Magnoliopsida, Asterales, Asteraceae. The record is from RefSeq and is a predicted model, not a curated record. The transcript is spliced from 3 exons.
AUGACGGAGCCAGAAUCCACUGUACGAAAUGAUUCAGAUAGUGAUAAUGGCCCAGAAGAUGCCGCCUCCAGGACGACACCACCUAGAAGAGCCAAGACUCCAAAAGUUCGAGGAUGCUUAGAACUCGUUGAUCAAGGGAUAAUAGAGCCGACUACAUCACCAUGGGCAUGCGAAGUGUUUUAUGUCAACAAGAGGAGUGAACAAGUUCGUGGUAAACUAAGAUUGGUGAUAAAUUAUCAGCCUCUUAAUCACUUCUUGGUCGAUGAUAAGUUCCCUCUUUCCCAAAAGAAGUCGUUGUUCCAAUCCCUAGCAGAUGCAAGAUUACUAUCUAAGUUUGAUCUAAAAGCCGGAUUUUGGCAACUUGGCAUAACUCCUGAAGAUAGGGCAAAAACUGCCUUCUAUAUUCCAGAUCAUCAUUACCAGUGGAAGGUGAUGUCGUUCGGGUUAAAAAAAUGCUCCAUCAGCUUUUCAAAAGGGUAUGACGGUACGUAUCAGCCACAGCCCCAUGUUGCCCAAGAAUUGCGCAAAUUCCCAGACAAGCUGACGUCACAAAAGGAAAUCCAACAAUUUCUUGGUCUCAUCAAUUAUAUGGCUGAUUUCUUAUCGAAGCUGUCAAGUCAUACAGUGCACUUGUUCCCUAUGCUAAAGAAAGAUUCCCCACCAUGGACUGACAAACAGACACUAGCUGUAAAAGCAAUAAAGCAACUAGCUGAUGUGAUGCCCCCUUUAAAGAUUCCCACUGCUACCGACAAGCGAAUCUUGCAGACCGAUGCAAGUGAUGAAUACUAG